Molecule: messenger RNA, 4363 nt
Organism: Cuscuta epithymum
Lineage: Eukaryota; Viridiplantae; Streptophyta; Magnoliopsida; Solanales; Convolvulaceae
Source: the annotation of a GenBank genome assembly
GUGAAUUUCACGAGCAGCUAGAGACGAUGAGGGAAGAAAUCCGACACGAGGUGGCGGAACGGAUGGCCCACCUUCAACGGGAGAAUGACGUGCUUCGAUCCCAUGUGCAAUUAGUGGUGUCGAUAGCUUCAAACUCAAUGAUUCACCGGAUGAGCGACGCCAGGACUGCCGCCACGAGACUGGAUCUUGGUUUCACCCCGACGGCGACGGAUCCACCUGCAACAUCGACGGAUCCACCUGCAACAUCGACGGAUCUAGUUUCUCUCACACUAGGCCCGUCACCAACCGGAGAGCAAUAUUCAACAGUCAUUUCACAGGUUAUUCCUUACACUCCUCUCGUCCCUGAGACCACGCCGGUCCCCAACGUUCUGGCUUGUUAUUUCCCGGAGUCCCUUCAAGUCAGAUCGAGAGGAACGAGCCUAUAUUCGGCGAAUCAGAGCAUGCCUUCGACGGGUAUGACCUCUGCCUUGACAGAGCCCUCAAUUCCUCAUUAUAGAAGCAGGACCUGUGGAGAUCCUGAUCCGUCCAGCUUCAUGCAAGAUGCCAGAUGUAAUGAGCCUGACGUAUCAUUUCUAGAGUGUCAGACGCAGCGUUCUCCCAGACCCGUCACAUCAUCAGCAACCACAUUUCCGGAACGACGCCCUGAGAUAAUUUUCAUCCCGUCACUGACCCGACCUGAAAUCACACAGAUGGCCAGACUGACAAUCUCGAUGCUAGCACCAAUCCAACUAAGCAGGGCAGAUCAAAUGUCUAUGAUGAUGGAACAGAUGCGUCAAAUGCAAGACAAGAUCAACGGAUUGCCUAGAGUGCCCCUGUCCUUGGACAGAGCGUCAUGGACGUGUUAUGCAGAUUAAUUCCCCCUUUAGCAGACAGAUCACCGACGUGGAAAUACCUAGAAAGUUUGCUGGUCCAUCAAUAAAAACGUUUGACGGUACGUCUGAUCUGGGGGAACAUGUCGCCCAGUACAAACAACACAUGUUGGCUGUAUCACUUCGUCCAGACCAAAGGGAUCGGAGGCAUGCAUGUGCAGAAGAUUUGGACCGACACUUUCAGGACCGGCCCUUACCUGGUUCGUCAACUUGCCAAAUGAGGCGAUCAAUUCAUUUGCAGAGCUCGUCGACUUGUUUAACCAGCAAUUCGCAAGUAGUCGCGUUCUGGAGAAACAAACAAGUGAUCUAUACAAAGUUGCUCAGCGACGAGGCAAAUCAUUGAGGGACUAUCUUCAUCGUUUCAAUAAAGAAAAAGUGUUGAUUCCAAGGUGUGACAUACCAACAGUAGUGGAGGCAUUCCAAAGAGGUUUGCUUGACAAUUCAGAGCUGUAUCGCGAACUGACGAAAUACCCUUGUCGAUUCUUCGAAGAUGUCCAAGCAAAGGCGUUGGCUUUUAUCCGUCUGGAAGAAGACUUACGAUCCCGUCGCGGACAAUUUGAGUAUGACGGGGAGCACGGGAAAUCAGAAUCUCCUAUGAGGCAUGAUUAGAAGUCUGGAAAACCUUAUUCAAGACUUGAGGAACGAGUCGUCACACCAUGACGAGAUGGACUUGACAAGAUGGUUGAAAUCUUGGACGGGGGGCAUGUUGUCUGAUGGUAAAUAGGCUCUAAGGAGAUGCAAUACGGUACCAUUAAAGUUGUUUCAUUUUUGGUUUAUUACUUUCUUUUACAAUUUGGCAUCACUUUCGUGACGAGUCAUUUACGUGAUGAAUCAUUUCUGUGACGAAUCACUUCCGUGACGAAUCACUUCUGUGACGAGUCACUCCCAUGACGAAUCAUUUCUGUGACGAGUCACUCCCAUGACGAAUCACUUCUGUGACAAGUCACCUCCACGAUGAGUCAUUUACUCGACGAGCCUCUUCCGCAACGAGUCACUUCGGUGACAAGACGAUUGAAAUCGUCGGACAGGGGGCAUAUCGCCUGGUGAUGGGCAUGUUCUGAUUAUAGAUGCGUAGUAUUUGUGUAGUUUUGUAUGCAAAUACUUAAUUCAUUAUUUUUAUUUACAUAUGAACGAUCACUAACUUAAGCGUCGGAGGGCCGUUGGCUUAAGGCCAUUGACCGAUCCUAACAACGUUUGAAUACAGGAAAGUAAACGAGACGUCGACUUAAAGGACGUACCAUCAGCAGGUUACAAUAUCAAUCUGAAAGUAAAAGAGACGUCGAUUCAACUUGACAUGCUAGGUAUGAAAUAUAUACAAAUUUUUCCUAAACAUUGAUUAGCCACCUUUUACUGACUUAACCAUCGGAGGGUCGUUGGCCCAAAGCCAACGGCCAACCUGACGGUUUGUGACGAGUGCAGGGCAAUCUUGAAGCGUAAGUUCUGAAAACUAUUGAAACGACCUACAAAGGUUAAGAGACGUCAUUCAGGCUCACAUCAGCCAAGCAACCUACUUAAACAUCAAAAUGGGAAAGGUUGGGCUGCCCUUGAGAGCAUCAUGGAUUACAGUCCCAACAGAUCCCUACAUGUUUUGGCCAGAACUCACACACAUAUAUGACAAUACACGUACAACAAACACUACAUAACUACACAACAGAAGCGCAUGCUCCAACAUAAGGAGAUAAUACAAACGACAAACGUAACGUUAUUUAAAGUUUUUGCAGGAUAUGAACCAAGUUCACUCAACCCACUCGUCAUCUUCCACGGCAAGUGAUGUUCCCUUUGCCAGCUGAAAUGUCGACAUCAAUAUGAAAGAUGUUGCAAAUUUCUGUCAUCUAGUCGUCAAUGCAAUUUUGGAUAGGAGAAGAUAAAAUGCUAUCUUUCCGUCUUCGUUGUUUUAGUCAAAGAGACGGUUACAAUCAAAAACUACUUGCAAGGAAAGUGACAAGUUGACGGAAGCGCCUUAUUUGACAGGUUGACGAAAGCGUCUCGCCAGACAAGUGACAUGUUGAUAGAAGCGUCUCCUCAAAUAAAUGACGAGUUGACGGAAGGGUCCUGUCAUGCGAGUGACGGGUUGACGAUGUGUCGUGUCAAAUUGAUGAUGAGUCUAUAAGAGCAAUGAUCCAGGAUGACAAAUAUAUGUGUUUUCAAGAUUUCGAAAAGUUGAUGCUUAACGGUUGACAUGUGCACUUGUACGCCUCAACUUCUCGAAAGGGGGCAAUUGUUGGGCCCUAGAAAUAUCGGAAGCAGCCCGGUCCAAUCGUGGUGAGUAAUUAGAAAUGAAGCCCAAAGAAAGAGAGAAAGCCCAACCCAACAAAGCAUGGAUAAAGAAGACAAGUUUUGGUUCACACAAUUCUAGAAGCAUGCACAUAUGGAAAGCAACACAUACACGUAUGUUGACCAAGGCUGCAUAUAAGGGGAAUUAAAUAUAGCUGUAGGUCAUUAAUGGUGUAUAAUUUUAUUCCUUUCAUGAAUAUUCUUUCCAUGUGGCUUAAUUGGAAAGUAGCAUAUGGACAUGGUAUAAAUCUAUACAUCUUGUAAGAUUGAGAGGAGGAGGGGAGAGCUCUUACUACCCUUGUAAUCACAAUUCAAUAUUACAAUAAUAUUUGUAAUCCUAAUUCUUGAUUCUUAGAAAAUAUUCUUGUACGAAACCCCCAAAUCUUUAUUUUAAUUGUUUGAUUAGAUUAUCAAUUUCUUGCUUAAGGGGAAUUAAUGUACUCCCUCGACGGAUCCACCUGCAACAUCAACAUUGACCAAGGCUGCAUAUAAAGGGAAUUAAUGUACUCAUAUAACUGUAGGUCAUUAAUGGUGUAUAAUUUUAUUCCUUUCAUGAAUAUUCUUUCCAUGUGGCUUGAUUGGAAAGUAGCAUACGAACAUGGUAUAAAUUUAUACAUCUUGUGUAAGAUUGAGAGGAGAAGGGGAGAGCUCUUACUACCCUUGUAUUAACAAUUCAAUAUUACAAUAGUAUUCGUAAUCCUAAUUCUUGAUUCUUAGAGUAUAUUCUUGUACGAAACCCUCAAUCUUUAUUUUAAUUGUUUGAUUAGAUUAUCAAUUUCUUGCUUAAACAUGGAUCAUGUCUUUGUUGUCUACGUGUAAAUCAUACGUAGUAUUGGAGUACAGUUGGAAGUUGUAUUUCUUGGAAGUUGUACUUGCCACUAAAAACAUCAUUUCUUCGUUGAACAGGUUUUAUUUUUUUAUAAUAGUAGUAGUGCUCAAUUUUAUUUGUCCCCUUGUCACUAUUGAUUUUUUAGCAAAUGAAAUGUACUUUAAAUGUAACAUUUAUUGGCUUCUAAUUCAAUUUGUGGGGUGUAUCAACAACUAAGCACGAAGUAAAAUUAAAGUUUAAGUUUCACUUGAGUUGUAAAUGGCUUUACUCAAGUAAUCUAGACAGGGGAAAUUUGAAGUGGACUAUAAAGGAUGUAUUUUAUUAAGAAAAUACUUUCAACUUUUAAAUUGAAAAAGUUAGCAUCAGCGUUUACAAAUAGAUAUAUAUACUU